ACCCCCCUCCGCGACAACACCAUCGAUACUGCCAGGUUCGCGUGCAGAAUCGCCAUCAUCGACUUCGAGCAACACGUGGACGAUAAUCGCGCGCUUUUUCGGUCGCUGGCGGGCCACGAUUGAUUCACGAGCGGCACGUCACAGUCUGCGAGACUGCAUUCUUACCGAGCGCGCAGCGCAAUAAUACCAUCAUCGAGCAUCACAUCAGUGGUAGAGUCAUCAUAAUAGCGGCGCGACCGAGUGGGUUCGAGUGCGUUAGGCGAGGCGGCGGCCUUCAGUGAGGUUGCGCGUUGUUCGUAGGGGAGAGGUGGCGGACGACAUCUUCGAGAGACGAAGAAGAGACGAAGAGCAAGCGAUACGCACUAAACGCGCAUCACGGGUAAACUCUCGUCUUGAAAAGGCCUGACAAGGUCAAUCGGCUGCAAGCUACAAGACACAAACGAGCCGACAAGUCUGUUCCACCACCGCAAACAUGUCGACGUUUGCCCACUCCGAUGCACCGCUCAAGACGGUGAAGGAGAUCCAAUUCGGACUCUUCUCGCCGGAAGAGAUCAAGAACAUGAGCGUGUGUCAUAUCGAGUAUCCAGAGACGAUGGAUGAACAACGCAACCGGCCGCGAGAGAGAGGCCUGAACGACCCCAAGCUGGGCACCAUCGACCGCAGCCAGAUGUGUGCUACCUGUGGCGAAAGUCAACAGGAGUGUCCUGGACACUUUGGACACAUCGAGCUGGCGGUCCCGGUGUACCACGUGGGCUACAUCACCAAGAUCAAAAAAAUUCUCGAGUCUGUGUGCAACAACUGCGGAAAGCUCUUGGAAGAUGAACGCAAUCCUACCUUUGCGCUAGCCAUCAAACUUCGCGACCCCAAGCGUCGCUUCGAGGCCGUCACCCGACUUUGCAAGCCCAAGAUGGAUUGUCAGACAGAUGAGCCUAGUGAUGAAGACGGCCAAUUUGGCGAUGAUCCCAAGAAACCCAAGCUCGCAGGUCACGGUGGCUGCGGCAACAUGCAACCCACUAUUCGAAAAGAUGGGCUGAAGUUGAUAGGGACAUGGAAGAUGCCGAAGAACGAGGAUACCGGCGAAGACAAUUCACCGGAGAAGAAGCCAAUCACUCCCACUGACGCGCUUAGGGUCUUCAGAAACAUCUCGGACGAGGAUCUUUAUCGCUUAGGCUUGAACGUGGACUACGCACGACCGGAGUGGAUGAUUCUGACAGUCCUGCCCGUACCACCUCCAGCAGUUCGACCCAGCAUUUCUGUCGACGGUACCAGUCAGGGCAUGCGUUCAGAAGAUGAUCUGACCUACAAACUGUCCGACAUCAUCCGCGCAAAUUCGAACGUGCGACGAGCUGAGCAAGAAGGCUCGCCAGCUCACAUCACCGAAGAGUUUACCCAACUCCUGCAAUACCAUGUUGCAACAUACAUGGACAACGACAUCGCCGGUCUGCCAAAGUCUAUACAGAAAUCUGGCCGCCCACUCAAGGCCAUCCGCGCACGUCUGAAGUCCAAGGAGGGGCGUCUCCGAGGAAACCUGAUGGGCAAACGCGUAGACUUCUCUGCACGCACAGUCAUCACAGGUGACCCAAAUCUUGAUCUCGACCAGGUUGGUGUUCCUAGGUCAACAGCCAGAGUUCUGACCUUUCCGGAGAGAGUCACGCCGUACAACAUCCACAAGCUUUCAGAACUUGUUCGAAAUGGCCCAUCUGAGCACCCCGGUGCAAAGCACAUCAUUCGUGAGGACGGCUCAAGAAUUGAUUUGCGCUAUCACAAGCGUGCCGGAGAAAUCCAGCUGCAGAAUGGAUGGAUUGUCGAGCGCCACAUUGUCGACGGUGAUUAUAUUAUUUUCAACCGCCAGCCUUCGCUGCACAAGGAGUCUAUGAUGGGUCACAGAGUUAAGGUCAUGCCUUAUUCGACCUUCCGCCUCAAUCUUUCGGUCACUUCGCCAUACAACGCCGAUUUCGAUGGAGAUGAGAUGAACUUACACGUCCCUCAGAGCCACGAGACACGAUCAGAAGUCGCCAAUUUGUGUGCUGUACCACACAAUAUCGUGUCUCCACAGAAGAAUGGUCCCCUCAUGGGUAUUGUGCAAGACACCAUGGCUGGUAUUUACAUGAUGACAAAGCGCGACACAAUGAUGGACUAUGAACAGGUCAUGAACAUUAUGCUUUGGGUUCCAGGCUGGGAUGGCAUAGUACCGCAACCCGCAAUCUUGAAGCCUGUUCCUCGCUGGACUGGCAAGCAGAUCAUGUCGAUGGGUUUGCCGUCUGGUCUCAACAUCAUGAAGCUUGGUGAUGAUGAAGAUCACAUUUCGCUCGCAGAAGCUGACUCGUCAGUCUUGGUUCAGAACGGCGAGCUCGUAUGGGGACGUCUUACCAAAAAGCUUGUGGGUGCUUCUGGUGGAGGUAUCGUUCACCUCAUCUUCAACGACCGUGGCACCGAUGCCACCGUCGAAUUCUUCAACGCAGCGCAGCGCAUCGUCUGCUAUUGGCUAUUGCACAACGGAUUCAGCGUUGGCAUUGGCGAUACUAUUCCAGACGCGGACAUGGUUCUGGCCAUCGAGCAGAACAUUGUGAAGGAGAAGGCUACCGUGGAUGGCUACAUGCGCGAAGUGCAGUCGGAUGAGAUGGAAGCAUUGCCGGGUAUGACGAUUCGUGAGACAUUCGAAUCACAAACCAAGGCUGCUCUUGACAACGCCCGAAACAAUGCUGGUGAUGCGGCUUACAAGGGUAUGAAGCCUUGCAACAACGUGGGAGUCAUGGUCAAGGGUGGUUCCAAGGGCUCAACUACGAACGUCUCGCAGAUGACUGCAGCGGUCGGCCAGCAAUCUCUUGAAGGCAAACGUCUUCCUUUCGGCUUCAAGGAUCGUGUGUUGCCGCACUUUCCCAAGGAUGACUACUCGCCCGCAUCCAGAGGGUUCGUCGAAAACUCCUACCUGCGCGGGCUCACUCCGCAAGAGUUCUUCUUCCACGCUAUGGGUGGUCGUGAAGGGUUGAUCGAUACUGCUGUCAAGACUGCUGAAACCGGAUACAUUCAGCGUCGUCUCGUUAAAGCACUCGAGGAAAUUAUGAUCAAGUACGAUGGUACUGUCAGAAAUUCCCUCGGCGACAUCCUGCAAUUCGUCUAUGGUGAGGAUGGUCUCGACGCGACGUUCAUCGAGGGUCAAGCUCUAUCGAUAAUCAAGCAGUCACACUCGGCUUUCGACAAGAAGUACAAGAUUGAUGUGAUAAACCCAAGCAGCAAAGACCAGACACUAUCAUCGAACGUGUUGGAAAUGGCUGGUGAACUGCAGGGCGACGUCGAGGUCCAAGAGCUGUUUGACCAGGAGUACGAAGCGAUCAAGAAUGAUCGUAUCAAGAUCCGACAGGGGUUGGACGACCCAUCUGAUCAGCGUUUCCUGCCUUUGAACGUUUCCCGUAUGAUCCAGAACGCCAGAGACAAAUUUAAGAUCACGGACAACAGUAAGAGCGAUCUCGAUCCACGCGACGCUAUACCGAAGGUUGCGGCAUUGCUGGAUCGACUCAAGAUCAUUCGAGGUGAUGACGCCCUAACCCGGGAAGCCGAUGUGAACGCAACACUGCUGUGCAAGGCACUCUUCAGGUCGAGACUGGCGUUCAAGCGAGUUGUGAAUGAAGACAAGCUAAGCAAGCUUGCUUUCGACAACAUUCUAGGUGAUAUCGAGAAUCGCUUCUUGCGUGCCUUGGUAAGCCCAGGCGAAAUGGUCGGAGUCCUUGCUGCGCAGUCUAUUGGAGAACCCGCGACGCAGAUGACGCUCAACACCUUCCAUUUGGCUGGUGUGACUGCAAAGACAACCACGAAGGGUGUGCCUCGUCUCAAAGAAAUUCUCAAUGUCGCCGACAACAUCAAGACACCCAAUAUGAGAGUGUUCCAGGAGCCGCAUGCCACGACGAAGCAAGAGAGUGCGAAGCUUCUCCGCUCCAAAGUCGAGUUCACCAGCUUGCGAGGCGUAACUGACGCUGCAGAAAUUUACUACGAUCCAGAUGUACAGAGCACCGUCAUUGAAGAAGACCGCGAUAUGGUCGAGUCAUACUUCAUCAUUCCCGAAGAAGGUGAGAAUCCAGAUGCCCAGAGCAAGUGGAUGCUGCGUUUCGUGCUUGGACGUCGACAGCUUCUCGACAAGGGAUUGACAGUGACCAACGUUGCGGAGAAGAUCCGAGAAACAUACCCCAAGGAUGUGGCAGUCAUUUUCUCUGACGACAACUCUGAUGAGAUGGUUGUUCGUGUGCGUAUGACGAACCAAGCCGAUAAAGAAGAAGAGCUGGGUGAGUCGUCUGAAGACGACACUCUCAAGCAGCUGUCAGAGCACAUGCUUGACAAUGUUGUGCUUCGCGGUGUCCAAGGCGUCCGCCGUGUUUUCGUAUCAAAGGAUCUCAGCAUGAUUGAAGAAGCUGACGGCAAGCUCGUCAAGAGCAAGAACGACAAGGCUUGCGAAGAGUGGUACCUCGAUACCGACGGCAUCAAUCUCAAGGAUGUACUUGCAGUUGAGGGCGUGGACAGUACUCGCACGACUUGCAACCACUUCCAAUCGACCAUGAGAGUCUUCGGGAUUGAGGCUGUGCGAGCCUCACUCAUGCGCGAAUUGAAGGACGUGCUCACCAACGAUGGUUCGUACGUCAAUCAUCGACACAUGGCCAUUCUCUGCGAUGUCAUGUGUGCCCGUGGCGAGCUCAUGGCUGUCACGAGACACGGUAUCAACCGUGCAGACACUGGUGCGCUUAUGCGUUGUUCCUUCGAAGAAACCGUCGAAAUUCUCUUUGAGGCUGCGUCCUCUGGCGAACUUGAUGACUGUCGUGGUGUCUCGGAGAACAUCAUCCUCGGACAACUCGCGCCUAGCGGGACUGGCGAGUUCGACGUGCUGCUUGACAACGAAAUGUUGAAGACCGUCCCUCCACAAAUGGUGCUACCCGGGCGUGCAGGUGUUGGCGCAGGUGCAAUGUCGCCAAUGGCAGACGGUGCCAUGACGCCUUACGACAUGGGCUCUCCAAUGUCAGAGAGCGGCUUCACUGGUCCCGACUAUGGUGCCUCAUUCUCGCCAAUCAUCAACCCUGGUCAAGACGAGGGCGGUGGUCUUACUGCCUACGGCGGCUUCGAUGGUGGCAUGAGUCCAUACAGAGGCGGAAUGAGCCCUGGAUAUGCGCCUCAGUCGCCUUUCAGCGCUGGCAUGUCACCAGCCUCACCGGGUUAUGGUGGCGGCUAUUCACCAAGCAGCCCGUCCUUCGGUGGUGGAUUCUCGCCUCAAUCCCCUGGUGCAGCGCUCACGAGCCCUGCCUAUCAGAUGGGCUCGCCUGCUGGUUAUAGUCCAGCCUCGCCGGCGUACAGCCCAACUUCCCCUAACUAUUCUCCAAGCUCGCCCGCUUGGUCCGGAGGCGGCGGCAGCAAGGUCUCACCUACCAGUCCCAGCUACAGUCCUACCAGCCCAAGCUACAGCCCCACCAGCCCCAGCUACAGCCCAACGAGUCCGAGCUAUAGUCCAACGAGUCCGAACUACUCUCCGUCGUCCCCCAACUUUUCGCCAUCGAAUCAAGCGGGAGGUGCAAAGUACUCGCCAACCUCUCCUCAGUACUCGCCAAAAUCGCCUGCCUACAGUCCCACGAGUCCUACCUACAACGGGGGAGGCAGAGCCGCAUCUAGCACUUCUCCCGGAAGUCCCAGCUACUCGCCGACGAGUCCUGUCUACAGCCCGACGAGCCCACAGCAGAACGGAACGUCUCCUGGCUCCAACGGUACUAGCCCAACUUCUCCCCAGUACUCACCUACGAGCCCUCAAUACUCUCCUGCGUCACCCAAAGACGACGCGUAGGUCACCAGGGCCAACUAUUGCAUGCACUUUUCAAAGGGUCGCCCGUCAACAGCAGCGCGUCCUCUUAGUUGAGAUCACGCAAUGCAACAAUGGGCCACAUGACUCUUGUCUCUUUUUUCGCAACUGUAACACUAGCACAUCCAGCGUUUUCGCAGCAUACCAGGGCGUUUUGAAAAUUUGGACAUAAAAGCAGCGAUUGAGAAAAAACUUACAUCACAAAAGACAGUGUGGGGGGAGCGAGAGCGCUAUAUGAAGAAGACAGCGCUCAAGAUUGACUGGACCCGGAGCGUGCAGGAGACGCUGUUGAGAGUUUUACGCUUUGCGCCUCACUAGAAUGAUUCCCCAGAGGCUUUUUUUCGCGUGAAGUCUUUGCACUGCGCUGAGUUGGCGAGGCCUUGGGACGUACCUCCUUUUGGAGCUGAUACAUACGAGAAGACGGGACGCUGCAAGCAGGAGAUAGCUUGAGAUAAUCUCGAAAAUGCAAUACAGC
Sphaerulina musiva SO2202 is the source of this 6305-nucleotide messenger RNA. Its product is annotated as DNA-dependent RNA polymerase II largest subunit. Gene Ontology annotation, cellular component: RNA polymerase II, core complex. Bases 473 to 5815 code for a protein of 1780 amino acids. Lineage: Eukaryota; Fungi; Ascomycota; Dothideomycetes; Mycosphaerellales; Mycosphaerellaceae. Gene Ontology annotation, molecular function: DNA binding. The transcript is spliced from 5 exons. Gene Ontology annotation, biological process: transcription by RNA polymerase II. The record is from RefSeq and is a predicted model, not a curated record.